Molecule: messenger RNA, 2467 nt
Organism: Cokeromyces recurvatus
Lineage: Eukaryota; Fungi; Mucoromycota; Mucoromycetes; Mucorales; Mucoraceae
Exons: 10
Coding region: 332-2371 (679 amino acids)
Biological process (GO): regulation of small GTPase mediated signal transduction; activation of GTPase activity
Cellular component (GO): cytoplasm
Molecular function (GO): GTPase activator activity
Source: RefSeq, a predicted model, not a curated record
UAUAAAAAUUUAAUAGAUACUUUUGAACAGAGAGGAUGGGUAAAGAAGUAUAUCACAUUUCAAGAGAUACUGAGUUAAUGCAUCAAAACUUAUUUAUAGAUGAAAAUGCUUUACUCAAGGAGGAAUCACAGCAGCCACAAAAAAAAUCAUUUUUACCAACAAAUAUAAUUCUAAAGAAAAACGAUAUUUUAAAAGAGAUUUAUCAAAAUACAUUGUAACAUUCUCCUAAUUGUUUUAAUCAUUCUUCUCCUCUCUCCUUUUUUUUCCCUUUCCUUUCCUUUCCUUUACUUUUUUCUUCUUUUCUUUUUGUAUAUAUAUAUAUAAUACAUAUAUGAACCCAUUACCAACUAUUACUGAAUAUACUAAUUGGAUUUUAGAACAGUGUCAUGAUGUAUUAUCUUCUAUAGAAAAAGGAAACAUUGAUGAUACGAAAGAUUUAAUUCAAAAGAUAUAUGAUCAUGUAAUCACAUUGAUUCACUCAAUAGACAUAUUUAAAGAAGAUCAAAUAAUUUUACUAAAUAAACUACAAAGCAACUCAGAAGAUAAUAAAUAUGAUUUAAAACAAAUAAUACUAAAUAUGAAAGAAAUCUGUUGUCAGAUAACAGCUUGUAAACGAAAGAGUCUUUCAUUAAUAACAACAUCCUCUCAAUUUUAUAAAGAGGAAGAAAGGGUAGUUUUGGAUCGAUUACAAUAUGCAUCCUCAUUUUAUAAAGACCAAAUUGAUGAAAAUGCAUGUUGGUUUCGAAAUUAUUUUGUUGGAAAGCCAUAUAUUACAUUAUUUGGUCCUAUUUUAGAUGAUGAGAAUGACUUGGCCAUUAUAUCAAUUGUAAAAGAAACAAGUGAACAGAGAUCAACUUGUUCACAGUAUAGAAUAAUUGUUCGUACAUAUCAGGAUGUCAAUAUGUACUUUAUCAUAAACGAAUCAGAUGCAACAGAAUUAAUGCUACAAUUGGUAUCUACCGGACAAGCUUAUAAAUUGAAUUCAGAAAGUGAAUCUACAACAACAAUGGCAAUAACUAGAAAAUAUCAAACUUUACGUAGAUUUUCUUCUACUUUAAUUUCAAGCCAAAAUCAAGAAAUAUAUUCAACUAAUUUAAUGAGAGCUGCACUUCUAUUUUUAUUUCAAGACAUUGAUCUUAAACUCUUUAAGGAAUUGUCUGCUGAAAUGACUAUAUUAUCUGGAUUAGAGAAAGAGUUUUUAAAAUAUGAUGAAAUUAGUAUAUCAAAAUCUUAUAAGUUUGGGUUAAUAACAGUUAAAGAUGGACAAACUACGGAAGAGGAAUGGUUUUCAAAUACUAAUUUAUCUGAAUCAUUAGAAAGAUUUUUAAAUAUCAUUGGGCAUCCCAUUAAAUUAAAGGAUUAUAAAGGUUAUGCAGCUGGACUGGAUACAAAAACUGGUGAAUCAGGUGAAAUAUCAUUUGUCUCUUCAUGGAAAGGACGUGAGAUAAUGUAUCAUGUUGCUCCUCUUAUGCCUUCAAGAAAAAAUGAUUUACAACAAAUACAUAGAAAAAGAUAUAUAGGAAAUGAUAUUGUCUGUAUUGUAUUUAUAGAAGGAAAAAAUGAAAGGUUUGACCCUGACUCUAUUCGUUCUCAAUUCCUACAUGUGUUUAUCAUUGUAUAUUUUGAAACAAUAAAUGACCAAGAUUCAUGGAGAAUAGAAGUUGUUUAUAAUAAACAGGUUAGAUCGUUCCCACCACCCAUACCCAGUCCACCUAUAUUUUAUAAUGAAAAUGAGUUGCGAACUUUUUUAUUAUCUAAGAGUAUAAGCGCAGAAAAUCAUUCAUUGAAAUCGGAAAAAUUUACAUCUCUUAACGACAAAGCUCGUUUGCAACUAUUUGAAAACUUGAUUACAAUUGGUAUACGAUUUAGUCAAGUUGCUCAAUCAUUCGCUGGACAUAACAGUGAUAAAAAAUCUGGAAACUGUAUUAACACUGGAAGACCAAAAUCAGCAGGUGCUCAACAAAGUUUUAGUCACCAUAAAAAGUCUCAAGAGGUAAUCGAUCUUCCUCCACCUCCUCAAUCACUGACUCCUGAUCGUCCACCCAUUUCCAAAUCUAACAUAAAGAAUCUAACAAGAAGAAAAAAUAACGGAGGACAGCACCCAUGCUCUUCAACUAGUUUAACUACUUGUAAAUAUAUUAUAUCUAAUCAAAAACAGGAAACCCAGAGUAAGCAAAUAUUAGAUAAAACAAAAGAAGAUAACAUUGAGGAAAAGAAGCAUACAGAAUAUGAUACAGAAGAAUCUCAUACUGCAGGUUCUGGAAUAAAUGCAGUCAGCAGUAUUCGGUAUAAAGCUCAUAACUUAAUGAAUAGUAUGAUAGGUCGAAGAAAAUAUAGAACAAAUACAUUACAUCGUUCAUCUCCAAUAUAAUACGACGCAUAUGGAAAUAUGAAAUGGGAUAUGAUCAGCGUGUAAUAACUUCAUAUUAUUAUAUAAAUAAAUAAAAAUUAGGGAUAAUAUAUAUUU